AUGGAAUUGCGGGUGGGUGGCCGAUUUCGACUCGGCCGCAAAAUUGGAAGCGGGUCUUUCGGCGACAUUUAUCUAGGUCAAAAUAUCCAAAACAACGAGGAGGUGGCGGUGAAAUUGGAAUGUGUGAAGACGAAGCACCCACAGCUGCACAUCGAGGCCCGUUUGUACAAAGUGAUGUAUGGAGGCAUCGGGAUUCCACAGAUGAAAUGGUGUGGCUACGAGGGCGAGUACAACGUGAUGGUCAUGGAGUUGCUCGGUCCCUCACUCGAGGAUCUUUUCAAUUUCUGUCAACGCAAAUUCACCCUCAAAACAGUGCUCUUGUUGGCUGAUCAAAUGCUUUCGAGAAUCGAGUACAUUCAUAUGAGAGACUACAUCCAUCGCGAUAUCAAACCCGACAACUUUUUGAUGGGCCUUGGAAAGAGGGGAAAUCUUGUAUAUAUAAUCGAUUUCGGAUUGGCGAAAAAGUACCGAGAGAGCAAAACACAACAACAUAUUCCAUACAGGGAAAACAAGAAUCUGACGGGAACGGCGCGAUACGCCUCUGUAAAUACUCAUCGUGGAAUCGAGCAAUCCCGAAGAGAUGACUUGGAGUCGUUAGGAUAUGUAUUGAUGUACUUCAACCGAGGCACACUUCCAUGGCAAGGAUUGAAAGCCGCAACGAAACGCCAAAAAUACGAUAAGAUCUCCGAGAAGAAGAUCUCAACGUCAGUGGACGAGUUGUGCUUCCGGCAUCCAGAAGCUUUUGCCCAAUACCUCCGCUAUUGUCGAGCGUUGGGAUUCGAGGAGCAACCCGAUUACGCCCAUCUCCGGCAACUCUUCCGAAAUCUUUUCCAUCAACAAGGAUUCUGUCACGACUACAUUUUCGACUGGAAUCUGCUCAAGAUCAAGCGUAUGCAGCAGCCCAACAACAGCGCGCAGGGCUCGCGGGGAGUGCUGGAG
This is a messenger RNA of Mesorhabditis belari, 939 nucleotides long. The record is from the annotation of a GenBank genome assembly. Lineage: Eukaryota; Metazoa; Nematoda; Chromadorea; Rhabditida; Rhabditidae.